UGUGUGACUGGACGACAGUGAUUCUCUUAUUUUUUCAAUCUUUUUUUAUCCACGGUCUUGUUGCAAUUUCAUAUUUAUUGCGCAUUUCGAUUCUAGAGGAAAAAGAACUGACAUUUUUUUGUUUGGACAAUCAAUUCCAUUGUUGACACUCACGUGCGGGUCAGAAUUAGAAAGGAAAACAAACAAAAUAUAAAUUUUUAUAGAACAACCAUAAGAGAGUUCGGCAGCUUUUGUUGACAUGGGAAAUUCAACAUCAAAAUCGGAUGGUGCUAGCGGUGAGGGUGGCGAAGUGCCCGAUGGGAAAGCUAAAGGUGGUAAAUCAAGUGGACAUCAUCAGGCGAACGGGAAAUCAAAUGCUUUAGGAAGUGCUUCUUCGGCAGCUAUGCUCAAGGUCGAAAGUACUAUGAGUCGUUCUGCAUCGGGUUCGGAUGUUACAGAGAAAUACUUCACCCAAUUAGUGCCUAUAGAAAAACUAUCUGAGAUUCUUAAAGAGAAAUCUUCAGCUAAAUGUGGCGUUAAUGGGAUAGCGUCGGAGAUUUUUGUGUCCCAAGUGUUUCCCCACUACACCGAUUUGGGUCAACGCCUAUUUAAAUUAAUGCACACAACAUCUCGAGCCACUACCGCUCACUUGGGCACUGUAGCGUUUCGUCAACAAUGUGAACGUUUCUUGGGCAUAAUGGAUGAUGCCAAGGCAUUGGAAUGUUACAUUAAAAUGUAUGCCCAACAGGAUAAUCCAGACUUUAUUGAUAAGGCAGGUGUUACACGAUUAUUGCAUAUUUGUUACACAAUUGCCAUGCAACAUUCGGGUAAUUCGAUAGUAUGCCCAUCGAUAAAUCGCACAUUCAGUUCCGUUACAAAAUCGAUUUUCUUCAGUCACGAUACCCUUAGUCUUGGUUUUGUUUGUCGUUGGUUCGAACAAAAUCUGAUUCGUUUAGUAUUACUGGUGCACAAAUAUUGUGUUCACACUCUAUCAACCGCCUAUCGUGGCCUGGAACAAGACGGACAAUCAUGCGGCAUUGAAUUACAAACACCAGUUUUGGAACAACGUAAUCCAUUUGGUGACAAAUCAUCAUCUUCAUCGUUAAACAGCUCUAAUGGUGGUUCUACCGAUAUUGUUGAUGCUUCGUCUUCAUUAAUGCCAUUAUCACAAGCCUGGUUGCUGGCCGGUGCCUUGCCUCCUCUGUAUUCGAAACCACAAAAGGUUACUUCACCAACAGCUAAUAAGGCUUCGGCCUCGCAAAUUUUCAUUGAAAAAUUGUCCAUGAUGCCCUCACAUUGGACAUUGUUAUAUGAUUCAAACGAACACGGUCUGGGUGCAAAUCGUUUUUUGCAUCACGUUCUCGGUUAUCGAGGACCCACAUUGAUUCUUAUACACACUAAAGAUGAUCAAACGUAUUUGAUUGCUUCGCCGGCCGAAUGGAAAGAAACUCAUUUGUAUACCGGUGGCGAGGGCAGCUGUGUGAUACAAUUGUGGCCCAAAUUUUCCAUGUUGGAGAAGAAGUCAAAUAUUUUGUACUUGAAUACAACUAUACGUGGUUAUCCUAAAGGUUUACGUGCCGGUUCUGAUCCUAGAAAACCGAUAUUAUCCGUAGAUGAGCAUUUUGAAAAUGUUGAUUGUAAAGGUAUUGCAGCUGUUUUGCUUUCAAUUGAGGUAUGGGGCUGUGGAGAUAAGACAUCACGUGAAGUGCAGUUGGAUAUUAAAAAGUGGCAAAUAAAAGAAGCUGAACGACAACGUACAGUUAAAUUAACAGCUGCUGAUUGGAUGGAUCAUCCAGAUCGUUUCCUUUUGGAAUUGGGUGGACGACAAAACUACAACAACUAAUGUAAAAAGACGACAGACAGGGUGUAAAAUUGAGUGAUUGUGAGUUAGUUGAGUAAUGUGAGCAGUUUAGUAGUCCAUGGUACACAGGAACCAGUUAGUUACAUAUUAUAGAUUUGAUAAGAUGGCUUUGACGUAUGAAUGUGGGUGUGUAUGGCGAUGAUGAUUUAACAAAAAACACAAAUUAAAAUAAAGAUAAAGAUAAACGAUACCGAAAAGAGGAAAUCAAUAUUAAAAACAAAACAAAAUUGUGCAAAAAAAAUUAAAUUUAAUUGAUCAAAACGAAGCUUGUUAAUUAUUGUAUGUAUUUCGUUAUCAAAAUGAAACUUCAUUUCAUUAUGACUAAUUUUUAUAAAAACAUUUUUAAUUUAUAAAAUUUUAAUGUGUGUAGAAAAACGUCUUUAUUUCUUUUAAAUACAAAUGACGAUAAAAUGUACUUAAAUAAAUAAAGUCCCCUCCCAGCAAUUAAAAAGAAAAUGUCUGUAUUAGUAUAAUUUUUAUAAAAUGUUUAAACGAAAAGAACUAAACUUGCUUUACAAAUAAAAUAAAACAAAAUAAAGUAUUAAUUUAAAAAAAAAAAAAAAAAAUCUGAAAUAAAACAAUAAUGGAAUUAAUUAUUAGAAGGUAAAUAGAAAAAGUUAUACAUUCCCUUUUAUAUGUUUUAAUGAAAAUUAAAUAAAAUACAAACAUUUUAAAUUAUUUAUCUUUUUUUAUUAUUUUUCCAAUUUAAUAAAAAAAUUAUUUAAAAUAAAUACAAAAAAUAAAGGAAAUAAAAAUUAUAUAAAUUUGUUUUGUAAUAUUAACCUAAAUCUAAAAAACUAACUACAAAAUUAUUUAAUAUACACGACUCUAUAACAUUUCAUACAUAAUUCUUAAUUCAUUGUAAGUUUUUUUUUUUUUUUUGUUAUUAUCACUAACAUUACGUCAAACGUUACGGAGUUGUCCCUACCAAACUGUAUAAAGGAAAUCCAUUCUACACAA
This is a messenger RNA of Calliphora vicina (urban bluebottle blowfly), 2800 nucleotides long. RefSeq lists its product as uncharacterized. The transcript has 5 exons. Gene Ontology annotation, cellular component: nucleus. The record is from RefSeq and is a predicted model, not a curated record. NCBI's taxonomy places the organism in Eukaryota, Metazoa, Arthropoda, Insecta, Diptera, Calliphoridae. Bases 239 to 1822 code for a protein of 527 amino acids. Gene Ontology annotation, biological process: response to oxidative stress.